Lichtheimia ornata is the source of this 1767-nucleotide messenger RNA. RefSeq lists its product as uncharacterized. Gene Ontology annotation, molecular function: GTPase activator activity. The transcript has 3 exons. The coding region runs from base 1 to 1767 and encodes 588 amino acids. The record is from RefSeq and is a predicted model, not a curated record. Lineage: Eukaryota; Fungi; Mucoromycota; Mucoromycetes; Mucorales; Lichtheimiaceae. Gene Ontology annotation, biological process: activation of GTPase activity; signal transduction.
AUGAUGAAAAAUCAGCGAUCAUCUUUACGUGCCUCAAUUUGGCGACGGCAUGCCAAAAAAUCAUCUUUUGACCGCCAUCGAGCGUGUCUACCUCCAACAGGUUUAGAUUCUUCUAAACCCGUUGCCAGCAGCAAUAGCGACGAACGCAAUCAUCAUCAUCAACAACACAAUAAUGAUACCGACGUCAUCCCUAUCGUACUUGUCAAAUGCAAGCAGGAAUUGCUAACUCGUGGAUUGCAUGUGGAAGGGAUAUUUCGUCGAUCAGGAUCCUCCGCAACGAUUGAACGCCUGUUAAGAGAAUUUAAUGAAACCCGCGAACCCGACUGCAUAGCAUUGGACACGAUCCCAGUGCAUACAAUUGCUGGUCUAUUUAAACGCUUUUUGCAACAACUCUCCGAGCCCGUAAUCCCACGUUCAUAUCAACCUGAAUUCCUUCACAUUUUUGAAAGUACAACAGAUAACCAUGAGAGACGCCAACGGCUUGUGACAACGUGUAAAUCACUACCACCAUGGCAUGGCAGCUUGCUUUCAUUUGUGCUAGCGGUAGCCCAUACCAUCAGUUGUCAUUGUGAUGAAAACAAAAUGUCAGCUGAAAACUUAGCAAUCAUCUUUGCGCCUACUUGCAUACGGCUUGAUGCUAUCAGCCAUCUCUUGCCAGAUCAUUCACCCUCUUUAUCAUCAUCCAUGAGCACCAAAUCAUUCUCAUUUUCAUCGCAAUUGGGUGGCUCCAAAUUGUUUCGAAAGGCAUCCUUGAAGAGACGAAGCAGCAGUAAAAAACUAGGCAAUCAUACCGCCACAUCCACCACAUCACUACCAUGUCAAGAAAGUCGAUGGGGUGAUAUCUGCAAGUCGAUCCUCUUACCAAGGCGAAACAAUCACAAAUCAAGGAACGACACUCAUCAAGAUGAUCCAAAACGACCCGUACCACGCUAUGAGCCGGAAAAAUUAAUGCAGCUGGAUUUAGUCAAGGCACAAGCAUGUUGGAGUCAAUUGUUUGAAUUGAUGAUCAAUGAUCCACCUUUUGAAACAACACACCAGCACAUUGAGAACACCAAUAGGCAUUCGUCUCUUUAUUCAUCCUACAUGAAUGAAGCAUUGACGAAACAACUGGAGGAUCAAGAUCAAUCAUCUACGCAAGAUACGCCAAGCACAGUGUACUUUGACUCGUUGGAUGAACAAGAUCCUGCUGGGCGUACCAUGUUGGAUAUUCUUGAUGAUACCAUGGCCGCGUUGAGUGAAGACACAGCCGCAUUCUUUGAAACAAUGGUACCAAGUGAGAAAAUAUUAUCGCAUCGCAGCAAACGAAGUACACAAUCCGAUCAAGCAUCCACGAUAUCAACUAUGACAGGUGCCACUGCCAACACUACUGCUACUACUACAACGGCAGCACCUGCCACUGCUAUAGUUGAAACGACUACUACCACUAAUACUACUACCAACACGGCUACUGCUGCUGCUGUUGUCGAUGGUGAUCCACGUGACUCACCAAGAUUUGCUGGUACUAAAUAUGAAGCUGUUUGGCAACAUUGGCGAGAGCGUGAAGCAGCAGAGCGAGAACAGCAACUACAACAACCGCAACAACAACCAACACCUGGGCCUGCACCACCACGUUCAAUGAAGCGAAGCAGUGGUAUCCCACACCAUGGAGGUGAUUGGCUUAAAGCUUUGAGCCAACAUCAUUUUGCUGCCGAUAAACAACGUCCUCUUUCACUCACUUUCAUGCCAAGGUCACCUGCACAACAGAGACUCUCUGCAUUUUUACGUUAG